GAUCAAACAAGAAAAAUACAGGAAUUACAUGAAGAGAAUAGAGAAUUAGAAAAAAGAUUAGAAAAACUAAUAGAAUUUAAAAAAGGAAUUGAUAAAGUAAUACUUGAUUUAGAAAUUGAUAAACAAAUAGAUAAGAUUUGGAGAGACAGAUUUGAAGAACAUCAAAAACUAACACAAGCUGAAGAACAACUUGAGGAAGAAAUUAACAGGAAAGAAUAG
This is a messenger RNA of Acaulospora colombiana, 219 nucleotides long. The record is from the annotation of a GenBank genome assembly. NCBI's taxonomy places the organism in Eukaryota, Fungi, Glomeromycota, Glomeromycetes, Diversisporales, Acaulosporaceae.